This is a messenger RNA of Capsella rubella, 738 nucleotides long. Its product is annotated as probable calcium-binding protein CML18. Gene Ontology annotation, molecular function: enzyme regulator activity; calcium ion binding. NCBI's taxonomy places the organism in Eukaryota, Viridiplantae, Streptophyta, Magnoliopsida, Brassicales, Brassicaceae. The transcript has 2 exons. Bases 106 to 603 code for a protein of 165 amino acids. The record is from RefSeq and is a predicted model, not a curated record.
GCAUCAUCUAGGUCGAAUAUAAUGACUUGAAGUCUUUAAAAGACAAGGAAAAAAAAGAGAGAAGAAGAAGAGUAAUUGAAUGUUAAUGAUGAUGAUUCAUUCGAGAUGAGCGGCGACGGAGAGAAACCGGCGCCGGCGAAACUAGGCGACGAACAGCUGGCGGAGCUUCGGGAGAUAUUCAGAUCAUUUGACCAGAACAAAGAUGGGAGCUUGACGGAGCUCGAGUUAGGCUCACUUCUAAGAUCUCUCGGUUUAAAGCCGAGUCAAGACCAGCUCGACACCUUGAUCCAUAAAGCUGAUCGGAACAACAACGGGCUCGUCGAGUUCUCCGAGUUCGUCGCCCUCGUCGAGCCGGAUCUUGUCAAGUGUCCUUACACGGAUGAGCAGCUUAAAGCCAUCUUCAAAAUGUUCGAUCGCGACGGAAACGGUUACAUAACGGCUGCUGAGUUGGCGCACUCGAUGGCGAAGCUAGGUCACGCGUUGACGGCGGAGGAGCUAACCGGGAUGAUCAAGGAAGCAGAUCGAGACGGCGACGGUUGUAUCGAUUUCCAAGAGUUUGUUCAGGCGAUCACUUCAGCUGCAUUUGAUAAUGCUUGGGGUUGAAGAAACUAAAAAGGUAUAUCUAUAGUUUGAAAUAUUUGUAUUUUUUUUUUGUUGGCUUCAUCCGACAUUUGUAAGUAUAUGUUUGUAUGUAGGCGUGUGAUAAUACCAAUUAAUGGAAGAUAUUUGUGUGUUAUU